This is a messenger RNA of Gavialis gangeticus (Gharial), 2492 nucleotides long. It is a transcript of the gene ITFG2, whose product is annotated as integrin alpha FG-GAP repeat containing 2. Gene Ontology annotation, cellular component: KICSTOR complex. NCBI's taxonomy places the organism in Eukaryota, Metazoa, Chordata, Crocodylia, Gavialidae. The coding region runs from base 147 to 1607 and encodes 486 amino acids. Gene Ontology annotation, biological process: regulation of TOR signaling. The record is from RefSeq and is a predicted model, not a curated record. Gene Ontology annotation, molecular function: protein binding. The transcript has 13 exons.
CGUAGCUGCUACAGAGCGGCGAGCUAGAGCGUCUCCCAUCUCUAUGGUCGGCGGUGCGAUGCGGUCGGUUAGUUACGUGCAGCGGGUGGCGCUCGAGUUCAGUGGGAGCCUGUUCCCGCACGCCAUCCGCCUGGGGGACGCUGACAAUGACACGCGGAACGAGCUGGUGGUGGGGGACACCAAUGGGAAGCUCUACGUGUACAAGAAUGACGAUACCAAACCCUGGACCGUGCGUUCAUGCCAAGGAAUGCUCACCUGUGUUGGCGUCGGGGAUGUGUGCAACAAAGGCAAGGCUGGCACUGUGCAGCAAAAAUGGCCAUGGGGCUGCCUGCCCAACCACUGAGGUCCACUCUGUACAGGGUCCUGCUGCAAGGCUGGUUCCCACAUUCUAUUCAGACUUCUACAUUGAGACCUGCAGGGCAGAGUGGAGAGAAGGCCACCCCACACAGCAGAACCUGGUUGUGGCAGUGAGUGCUGAGGGUUGGUUCCAUCUCUUUGACCUCACUCCACUGCCCUCAAAGCACUCGGAGGCCUCCAGCCACCCCGAGCCUCCGCCGUCGGAUGAGCAGAGGCCAGUGUUCAAGCAGCACAUUCCUGCCAACACCAAGGUCAUGCUGAUCAACGACAUUGACGGCGAUGGGAAGUGUGAGCUGGUGGUGGGUUACACCGACCGUGUGGUGCGAGCUUUCCGCUGGGAGGAUUUGUCUGAGGGCUCUGACCACCACUCGGGGCAGCUGGUCCUCUUGAAGAAGUGGCUACUAGAAGGGCAGGUGGAUAGCCUCUCCGUGAACCCUGGCCCCGAUGGCGCCCCAGAGAUGAUGGUGUCUCAGCCAGGCUGCGGCUAUGCUGUCCUCCUCUGCACCUGGAAGUUGGAGCAGCAGCAGCAGCCUGCAGCAGAGGGGGGAGACAACUCUGCAGCCAACAGGGAUGCUCCGGUGCGUGAUGUUAUUCUUCACCAGACAUCUGGUCGCAUCCAUAAUGAGAAUGUUUCUACCCACCUCAUUGGCAGCAUCAGCCGAGGCUGCCCCACAGCGAGCAGUGGUUCGGGCCUCUUCGCCCUGUGCACUCUGGAUGGGACGUUGAAGCUCAUGGAGGGAGCAGAUAAGCUGCUGUGGUCUGUACAAGUUGAUCACCAGCUCUUCGCUCUGGAAAAACUGGAUGUCACAGGUGACGGGCAUGAGGAGGUGGUGGCCUGUGCAUGGGAUGGUCAAACAUACAUCAUCGACCACAAUCGGACUGUAGCCAGGUUCCAGGUGGAUGAGAAUGUCAGCGCGUUCUGUGCAGGCCUCUAUGCCUGCAAAGGCGGCCGCAACAGCCCCUGUCUGGUUUACGUUAGUUUCAACCACAAGAUCUAUAUCUACUGGGACGUGCAACUGGAGAGAAUGGAGUCCACAAACUUGCUGAAGAUACUGAAGGCCAACCCGGAGUUUGAGGAGCUCCUCAAGAAGCUGGGUGUUGAAAGUGAUGAUGCUUCUGCUGUCAAAGACCUGAUUCACAAAACCCUGUACUUCCCUGAGAAGCACCUGCAGAACAGCCCCUCGCAGCACCGGGGUCCUGCUGGAGCUGACUCGUCCAACAAUCACACUGUUGCCCAGGACUCCGUAUAAACCGAGCUGGGUGUGGACAAGCACCUAUAACAGCAGUGAGUCUUCUCUAGUUGAUGGUUGGAGUCAGGCAUGUACCUGUGACUCAAGCUGAGUCUUGCAGCCAGGAUCAAAGAGCACCUUCCUUUUCCAUCAGCCUCAGCUUCCAGCAGGCUAACAGCAGUUGAACAAGAGACUUGGUAGAACUGAGCCAUUGCAGUAGGGCUGGGGUGAGGUGAGUGCUAUAUUAUGAGUCAUGGGUUGAGAACGAAUUGACUGACCCAAUAGCAUCAUCAUCUGCAGGCAAGAAGUCUGGCUUAUUCCAGUCUUGGGUUAAGGAGAUUUAGUAGUAAACUCUCAGCAGCUGUGUUCUCUGCAGGCCAGAGCAUUUAGCUUGUCUUUGGGGAAGUGAGAAGCAGGAGGAGGAAAAUAGCAAAAUGUCAGUCUAGUUUGUGGGGUGGUGUUUAAGAAUGACCUGUGUUAGGGGAAAUCUUCUGAGUUCCUAGCAGACAUGGGGGAAUCAGAUGGUGGGAGAAAGGAGGUUUUGGCAGUUCUUUCCCUGUAUGAAUCUCUGGACAGAUGUAUGUAACGUUGCCCUGCUCCAGUGGUGAGGGAGAGCAUCAGGUCAGACCUGAUCUUGCACAAGCAGGCUUCCCUGCCAAGGAGACAGGAUCGUGUGCUUACAUAGCUAAUUGUUUUCCAUGUUGUGCUGGUAAUGGCAACGUGUGCAAGCCGUGCAUGGAGAAAACUGAGAAGUGGAUAGCAUCGACUAGCAGACCCCAUGCAGUGCUCCCUUAAGAGAAAAAUGUAGUCUCUCACCUGUGGGCAGGCAGUGAGGGUGUCCCUGAUGCUUAUUGUCUGUGCAAAGCAGCCAAAAAGCAAGCAGUAAACUGGACUGAGUGUAAACAC